AUGAGCGGCUCACACUUUUCAUCCUCUGGGCGAGGCGGCGCUGGUAACAUGGUGGACAGCGCCAAGUCUCCAAAGAUUGAACCCAAGGAUCUGGAGACACCUACUUUGAAGACGCCUGUUGUCACUACAGGACGCGGUGGUUCUGGCAACAUGGCUAAGAAUACCGAUCCCCUUGAGACCCGAUUGCGACAGGAUCUAGAGCCUGUCCAGCGACGACCAAGCGGAGGAGCGACCCACAUCGGCCGUGGCGGUACUGGCAACGUCUUCAAGGCGGGCUCAGAGGACGCCGAGAAGGCGAAGCAUGCCCAACAACAUGAUCACAAUGCCGUCGCCGAGGACAAGGAGGAGGGCCUCGCAGCCAAGGGCAGGAACUUCCUGUUUGGCAAAAAGCAGCACUAA
Messenger RNA from Phaeoacremonium minimum UCRPA7, 399 nucleotides. RefSeq lists its product as hypothetical. NCBI's taxonomy places the organism in Eukaryota, Fungi, Ascomycota, Sordariomycetes, Togniniales, Togniniaceae. The record is from RefSeq and is a predicted model, not a curated record. The transcript is spliced from 2 exons. Bases 1 to 399 code for a protein of 132 amino acids.